CGGGGGGGGGGUAAGGGCGCGCGUUCCGUGAGGGGAGGUCUCUCGCUCGCUCAGCUCGGCCGCGGAGGCUGCGGGGAGCCCGCCACGAGAGGCCGAGGCCCAGGAGGAGGAGAAGGAAGAGCGCCUGAGCGAGCGGGCCGGGCCUUCCCAGGCCUCGCCCGGGGCCGGUCACGGUGGCCGAGCCGGAGGAGGCCGGGCCCCGCCCCGCCCCCAUCCCCCCACCGGUGGCGGCGGCGGGGGCCCAACCCUCGCGGGGCUCCUCGCCCUUGUCGGCCGCCUCCGCCGCGGGGCCCAUGGAGGGCCUGCCCGUGGAAGUGCGGGGCUCCAACGGGGCCUUCUACAAGGGUUUUGUGAAAGAUGUACACGAAGAUUCGGUCACAAUCUCCUUUGAGAACAACUGGCAGCCAGAACGUCAAAUCCCCUUUGGUGACGUGCGGCUGCCCCCACCCACAGAUUACAGUAAAGAGAUCUCGGAAGGGGACGAGGUGGAGGUUUAUUCCCGCGCGAACGAGCACGAGCCCUGCGGCUGGUGGCUGGCCAGAGUCCGGAUGAUGAAAGGGGAUUUUUACGUCAUAGAAUACGCGGCUUGCGAUGCCAUCUACAACGAAAUCGUCACCCUGGAGCGAUUGCGGCCCGUCAACCCCAGCAAAGUGGCCACCAAGUGCAGCUUCUUCAAGUGCACAAUUGCAGUCCCAGAAGACCUCAAGGAGGCCUGCACCAAUGAAAAUGUGCACAAGGAAUUCAAGAAGGCGGUGGGGGCAGAUUCCAUCUUCCUCAGUCCCACCAGCAGCGAACUCAUCAUCCUGUCCACGAACGAGUCCACCGUCAAGAGGGCGGCUCUGCUGGGCGACAUGCACCUGCGCAGCAUCCGAACAAAACUCAUGCUGAUGUCGCGCAACGAGGAGGCCAACAAACACUUGGAGACGAGCAAGCAGCUGGCCUCGGCCUUCCAGGAGGAGUUCACGGUGCGCGAGGACCUGAUGGGCCUGGCCAUCGGCACCCACGGCGCCAACAUCCAGCAGGCCCGUAAAGUGGUGGGCGUCACCGCCAUCGAGUUGGACGAGGAGACCUGCACCUUCCGCAUCUACGGGGAGACCCCCGAAGCCUGCAAGCAGGCCAGGAGCUUCCUGGAAUUCUCAGAGGAUUCGGUCCAGGUGCCCCGGAAUCUGGUCGGAAAGGUGAUAGGCAAGAAUGGGAAGGUCAUCCAGGAGAUUGUGGACAAAUCCGGCGUGGUCCGAGUGCGGGUGGAAGGGGACAACGACAAGAAGAACCCUCGGGAGGAGGGCAUGGUGCCCUUCAUCUUUGUGGGGACGCGAGAGAACAUCAGCAACGCCCAGGCCCUGCUGGAAUACCACCUCUCCUACCUCCAGGAAGUGGAGCAGCUGCGCCUGGAGAGACUGCAGAUCGACGAGCAGCUGCGCCAGAUCGGGCUGGGCUUCCGGCCCCUCUCCAGCCGCGGGGACAAAGAGCGGGGGGGCUACACCACGGACGAGAGCUCCUCCUCCCUGCACAGCACCAGGACUUACGGCGGCAGCUACGGCGGGCGCGGCCGGGGGCGCCGGGGACCCAAUUCUGGCUACGCUACCAACUCGGAUGCCUCCAACACCUCUGAGACGGAGUCGGAGAAGAGGGAGGACUACGAGGGCCCGCCCCCCGGCGAUCGGGACCCUCGCCUGGAAGACGGCCGGCGGCGGACAGGGGCAGGGCGAGGCCGGGGUCCCGCUCCAGCCCCUCGUGGGAGCAGCAGCAAGUACCCCACCUCCUCCAUCAGCUCAGUCUUGAGAGACCCCGACAGCAACCCGUACAGCCUGCUGGAGAACACCGAGAACGACCAGAACGCAGACACCGACGGCAGCGAGUCCCAGGCCCUCGGCAACCGCCGGCGACGCUCCCGCCGACGUCGCACCGACGAAGACACCACCGUCAUGGACGGGGCCCUGGAGUCGGACAACACCUCCGUCAACGAGAACGGCACCGAGGAGGAGUCGAAGCCGCAGAGACGCAACCGAAGCCGACGGCGCCGUAACCGUGGCAACCGCGUGGACAGCUCCAUCAGCCGGGAUCGCCAGCCGGUGACCGUCGCAGACUACAUAUCCCGAGCCGAGUCUCAGAGCCGCCAGGGACCCCCCCGCAGGGAGAGCCAGGAGAAGACCCCCGAGGGCGGCAACCCCCCCAAGCAGAAGGGAGAGGCAGGCAGCAAGAUGGUCAACGGCCCUUCGGAGAACGGGGAGCACAGCGCUGCGGCUGGGGGCGAGGUGGAGGUGGCCGCCCUGGUCAACGGGGUGUCCUAAGGGCCCUGCCGGUGCCUCCUCUUCCUCCUCUCCACCAAACGAUCCCUCCUUCCCACCUGCUUGCAACACCAUCUUCAAGAGAAACGAAAUAAACAACCACGACCAGUCUCGUUCAACGAAACAAAACAAACCAUCAUUUAAACCAGAACAAACCGACAUCCACACACACCCCCUCCCCCGACCCCAGGUAUUUCCUCUCGUGCGCGUUCCAAGCUUGCCAAAGACGCGGGAAAAAAACCUUUCUGUGCCGCGGCUCUUAAAAACGCAUCCUGGUUAAAAGUGUUGGCGAUGGUAGCCGGGUAGGGGAGUCCGAAACCCCCCCCUCCCCAAUCCUGGUUUGUUUCUGCCCUCUUGUGUGUGAAAGGGGACGGAGGGGGGGGAGUGUCUCCGAGGCUACCUGAGCUGGUCCUUGUCCCCCCCCCCUCCCGAGAGGUGCUGAGAAGGGAGUGUGUGCGGUGGGGGGGGCGGGUGUGAAAAUACAAUGGCUUUUCACACAUCUUUUUUUUUGGGGGGGGUGACUUUAAAACUUUUUUUGUUUUGUUUUUGUUUUGAAACAAAUGUGAGAAAGAAAAAAAAAUAAAUAUAAAUAAAACCGGCUAUUCAAAACUUGGGGAAGGAAGAGGGGGGAGCAACCUGUGCCUUCUGAUAACGCAAACACACACACACACACAGACAGGGACACACAAAAGCCGAGUGCUUUGUUUUCUUCUUUUUGUUUCUUUCUUUUGCUUCUUGGAGGAGGGGUCCCGUCCUGGGAGAGCCAGCCCCCCCCCCCCCGCCCCCAGGAAGAGGAGGGGCAGAGGGUCUGAGGGCCCCCAGGGGUCCAAGCUGAGUCGGGGGAGGCAGCCCUUGCCCGGCUAGGGAGGGGGAAAAAAAAGGGGGGGGAGAACGGCCUGCAGCCUGGCCCCUCUUCGGGGGUCCUCCCUGGCGGCCCCCCCCUCCCCCAUUUUCUUUCCCCUUUCUGAAAACACUGUGCAAGAGAAGAGCCGGCGGGGCCGCCUGGCCUGGCGGUCUGAAGUUUGUGUGUUUGUGGGUGGGGGAAAUGGGGGGGGUGGGAUUUGAUCUGUGACGGUUGAGACUAUUUAUUUUUC
Molecule: messenger RNA, 3382 nt
Organism: Ahaetulla prasina
Lineage: Eukaryota; Metazoa; Chordata; Lepidosauria; Squamata; Colubridae
Gene: FXR2
Product: FMR1 autosomal homolog 2
Exons: 17
Coding region: 294-2291 (665 amino acids)
Biological process (GO): regulation of translation at postsynapse, modulating synaptic transmission; regulation of modification of synaptic structure; regulation of alternative mRNA splicing, via spliceosome
Cellular component (GO): presynapse; neuronal cell body; nucleus
Molecular function (GO): mRNA 3'-UTR binding; translation regulator activity; protein homodimerization activity
Source: RefSeq, a predicted model, not a curated record